AUGGAAUCGGUGAAGCCAGUGGCCUUGACCCCGCGAAAGAAGCUGGCGCGCAGUUUUGCCAAGGUUCUUCAUGUCAAAGCACUGAUUGGGAUUGCCUCAGUUGAUGGGUUGAAGAAUGUUAUAUCUGAUGCAAAUCUCAAGGAUGAAGGGAACAUGGAGAAGAGUAAGAGUUCACUGAAUUGGUCUGAUUCUUUCAACGAAGAUGAUGAUGAUGAGGAGCUUCAGGAGAAAAUGGCCAAUGAAGCUCUUCUAGCAAAGCUUUUUGCUAGCAUUUCAACUGUUAAAGGUGCAUAUGCCGAGUUGCAAUAUUCCCAGUCACCUUUUGACCCUGAUGGAAUUGAAGCUGCUGAUCAAUUGCUAGUGUCUGAGUUGAAGAACUUGUCUGAGCUCAAGCAAUGUUACUUGAAGAAACAGUUUGAUCCUUCGCCUGAGACGGCAAUUCUUGAGGCUGAAUUCAAGGAGCUGCAGGGUGUGAUCAAAACGUAUGAGGUCAUGGGGAAGAAGCUAGAGUCACAGGUGCGGCUCAAGGAUUCUGAGAUUGUUUUUCUCAAGGAGAAGUUAGAGGAAGCUAAUAGGCAUAACAAGGCAAUUGAGAAGAGAUUAAAUCAAAGCGGUCAACUAGGUGUGCUUGAUAAUCUUCACAUAUCAGGGUUAAGUCCUAGCCAUUUUAUCACAGUUCUUCGUCACGCAGUUAGGUCUGUUCGCAACUUCGUGAGGGUGAUUGUGGACGAGAUGAGAUCUGCAGGUUGGGAUGUGGAUGCGGCAGUCGAUGCCAUUGAGCAGAAUGUGGUUUACUUGGCAGAAGAUCACAAGUGUUUCGCAAUAGAGGCCUUUGUUUGCAGGGAGAUGUUUGAUGCUUUCCACUUCCCUAACUUUUCCCUGUCAAGUGAGUCUCUCCCUGAUAGAAGCAGGAGGCAACAGUGGUUCUUUGGGAGGUUCAAUGAGAUGAAAUCCAUGAAAGCAAAGGACUUCCUUGCUGGGAAGCCAAGAUCAUCAUUUGCAAAGUUUUGCCGGGUGAAGUACUUGAAACUUGUUCAUCCCAAGAUGGAGUCAUCAUUUUUUGGUAACAUGAAUCACAGGAACCUUGUGAAUGCUGGAGAGUUUCCAGACACUCCAUUCUUCACAUCAUUUGCUGAGAUGGCCAAGAGGGUGUGGCUUCUACACUGCCUGGCCUUCUCUUUUGAGCCCCAGGCCUCAAUCUUCCAAGUGGGAAAAGGGUGUAGAUUCUCUGAUGUGUACAUGGAAAGUGUGAAUGAUGAAAUCUUCCUCUAUUCAGAAGUGGAAUCAGAUCCACAAGUUGCUUUCACAGUAGUUCCAGGGUUUAGGAUUGGUAAAACUGUUAUCCAGUGUCAAGUGUACCUCUCACAGCACCAGAGCAAGGUAAAAAAACUCACUUCCACAAAGCAAAGGUAG
Molecule: messenger RNA, 1413 nt
Organism: Sphenostylis stenocarpa
Lineage: Eukaryota; Viridiplantae; Streptophyta; Magnoliopsida; Fabales; Fabaceae
Source: the annotation of a GenBank genome assembly